AUAAACUGGAUACAUUUAAAAAACAGGAGGCUACACAGCUGCUGGACACAGGAAAGGUCAAGCCUUGACAUCACCGAGCAAGUCCUGACAACACAGAGUGAAUCACGGAGAGACAAGACAUCUCAAAAAUCUGAAAAACUGGAUACAUUUAAAACAGGAUGCUACACAGCAGCUGGACACAGGAAAGGUCAAGCCAUGACAUCACAGAGCAAGUCCCGACAACACAGAGUGACUCACGGAGAGACAAGACAUCGCAAAAAGCUGAUAAACUGGAUACAUUUAAAACAGGAGGCUACACAGCUGCUGGACACAGGAAAGUUCAAGCCAUGACAUCACGGAGCCAGUCCCGACAAAACAGAGUGAAUCGCGGAGAGACAAGACAUCGCAAAAAGCUGAUAAACUGGAUACAUUUAAAAAACAGGAGGCUUCACAGCUGCUGGACACAGGAAAGGUCAAGCCAUGACAUCACCGAGCAAGUCCUGACAACACAGAGUGACUCACGGAGAGACAAGACAUCGCAAAAAUCUGAUAAACUGGAUACAUUUAAAACAGGAGGCUACACAGCAGCUGGACACAGGAAAGGUCAAGCCAUGACAUCACAGAGCAAGUCCCGACAACACAGAGUGACUCACGGAGAGACAAGACAUCGCAAAAAGCUGAUAAACUGGAUACAUUUAAAACAGGAGGCUACACAGCUGCUGGACACAGGUAGGGAUCUGGCAGUAAUUGUUCGUUAUUGUAGGAAUGAAUGUGGUCACAUAGAUUAUCAGAAGAGCAUUACUCUGGGAAUAUAGCUGAGCAAUGGGACCAUCUACAUGUAAAUUUUAACCUGAACGCACUGAAGCAGGUAAGAUUUACCGAUUGUGUAUAAAGGAAACUGCAGAUGUUGGAUUACACCGGAUAUGGACACUCAAUGCUGGAUUAACUCAACGGGACAGACAGCAUCUCUGGAUAGAAGGAAUGGGUGACGUUUUGGGUCGAGUCUGAAGAACGAUCUUAACCUGAAACGUCACCCAUUCCUUGUAUCCGGAGAUGCUGAGUUACUCCAGCAUUUUGUGUCUAUUGAUUAUUCGAUUGAUGGAUAUUUACGUUUUAUGAUUGUUGACUCUUUAAUGUAUCAAUGAUAAAUUAUCCUCACCUAAUUUUGAGCUGAAAUUCCCAAUCAACAAAUGGGGUCGCCACAUGGUUAUCACAUGGUCGCAGAUAGUUACCAGGGAGUCGCCUUCAUGGUCGUGAGGAGUUCCCGCAUUUUGGGGACUAGUCGGGGCCUCAUUACAGUCUCUGCAAAUUUUUCAACAUGCGAAUAAAUUUAGGACGCCAUUGAAAGUAGCCAAGCAUUGUCGUAUCAUAGGUUCAUGCUGUUGUAGUGGGUCGCCAGGUAGUCGUAGUUUGUCGUUGUUUGCCUUAAACAUAGUAAUCGUUGGAUGGUGAUGAGUUUGGAUUUUCGGCGAUCCAACAAGACUUAACCUGAAUGCACUGAAGCAGAUAAAAUUACCGAUUAUGUAGGAAGGAACUGCAGAUGCUGGAUUACACCGAAGAUGGACAGAAAAUGCUGGAGUAACUCAGUGGGACAGGCAGCAUCUCUGGAUAGAAGGAAUGGGUGACGUUUUGGGUCGAGUCUGAAGAACUAGUCGGGACCUCAUUACAGUCUCUGCAAAUUUUUCAACAUGUUGAAAAAUUCGCGGCAACCAAAAUUUGGAUGCCAUUUAGAGUAGCGAGAAUUGUCGUGUCAUAGGUGCAGUUGCAGUAGUUGGGUCUCCAGGUAGUCGUAGGUUGUCGUUGCUUGCCUUAGACAUAUUAGCCGUUGGAUGGUGAUGAGCCUGGAUUUUCGACGAUCCAACAAGACUAUAACAGUCACCGGCAGUCCCCUAAAAAGUCACCUUUGUGGGACAGGCCCAUAACAAAGUUAGUGUCCCAUUCUUCUGGUAAUGGUUAACGAUGCCUAAUUGACAGCACUGGUUGAUGCAACAAUAUUUAGCACAGUAAAGUGAAGAUACAUUUAUUUCCACAUUUAGCUUCUUGAUCAAAUUGACUUCAUUAAUAUGAGGGACUUUUAACAGGAAAGGUCAAGCCAUGACAUCACAGAGCAAGUCCCGACAACACAGAGUGAAUCACGGAGAGACAAGACAUCGCAAAAAGCUGAUAAACUGGAUACAUUUAAAACAGGAGGCUACACAGCUGCUGGACACAGGAAAGGUCAAGCCUUGACAUCACCGAGCAAGUCCUGACAACACAGAGUGACUCAGAGAGACAAGACAUCGCAAAAAUCUGAUAAACUGGAUACAUUUAAAACAGGAGGCUACACAGCAGCUGGACACAGGAAAGGUCAAGCCAUGACAUCACAGAGCAAGUCCCAACAACACAGAG
Messenger RNA from Leucoraja erinaceus (little skate), 2367 nucleotides. RefSeq lists its product as uncharacterized. The transcript has 8 exons. NCBI's taxonomy places the organism in Eukaryota, Metazoa, Chordata, Chondrichthyes, Rajiformes, Rajidae. The record is from RefSeq and is a predicted model, not a curated record. Bases 159 to 794 code for a protein of 211 amino acids.